AUGGCCCCCAAGCAGCACAUCAUUCCCGCUGGUCGCCCCCAGAAGGGCCUUUUCAGCACCACAUAUGAGCAACUCACUGCCCCGGAGAAUGCCACUAUUGUGCGAAGCAUCCUAGUUUUCGGUGCUGGCGUCGCUUUCCUCCACAGCAGCCUGUCCGAGCUCCUCCUUCCUCCGUAA
Messenger RNA from Aspergillus ochraceoroseus IBT 24754, 177 nucleotides. RefSeq names its product putative TOM core complex subunit Tom6. Gene Ontology annotation, cellular component: mitochondrial outer membrane translocase complex. The record is from RefSeq and is a predicted model, not a curated record. Gene Ontology annotation, biological process: protein import into mitochondrial matrix. The transcript has 2 exons. Bases 1 to 177 code for a protein of 58 amino acids. NCBI's taxonomy places the organism in Eukaryota, Fungi, Ascomycota, Eurotiomycetes, Eurotiales, Aspergillaceae.